GUGGCUGGAGGUACAAGUUGCUAAUCUAACAUGUCCACAACGCUGGGUGCAGUAUCUCCGACUUCUUCAGGAGUCCAUCUGGCCUGGUGGGGUUUUGCCUAAGUAUCCACGGCCUGUACGGACCCAGGAGCAGAAAGUAGCUGCUGAAAAACAGGCUUUGCAGAGCCUGAUGGGAAUCCUGCCAGAUAUUGUAGUAGAAAUCCUUGGAGUAAACAAAUGCCAGCUGAGCUGGAGUCUGGUCUUGGAGUCAUUACAGGAACCCGUCAUUAACAGGCAUUUGAUUUACUGCCUUUGGGACAUCAUCCUGGAAUUCUUGGAUCUCAGUGCUUCUGUUGAGGAGUCUGCCAUCACCACCUCUGCCUCAGAUACCCCAGGCAACCCCAGGAGGAUGGGUGUCUCCCCUUAGCCAUAGGUUACUCGCUCGUUCUUUGAGGGCUGGGAAACGAGAGUUGCUCUCCUACCCCACGACCAGUCAGGAAACCUGUGCCGCCUGAACCUGGGCAGUAGCUCAGGAGGCCUGAGGUCCCAGGGGCACAGUUCUCCCCCAGCUCUACUCCACUUGUAGCCAGUGAUGGGGGAAAUACAUGCCAGUCGCAUGCCUGUCCAUUUCUAUACCUUGUUUUGUGAUGUUUAGAUCGUUGCUGGUGGAAAAGGAAUCUGUGAGGUAGAAGAAUGAGCCCCUUUUGCCUCUCCUUUGCCCUCCUUCCUAAGGUUGUUUUCCGGGAGCCUGACUCUGUGCAUAUAUGUUCCUAAUCCACUAACACACAAAUUGUAGAUAGACCAAGAGAAAACUGAUAACCGGAUUUCUUGGAGGAAUAGACCAUCUUCUACAGCUCUUUGUUCCCACCAAGAAACUGAAAAUUCAUUCAGGACCACUCUUGAAGGUGGGAUCCUCUGAGUUCUGUCUAGUUUCCCAACAAUUCCAAAGAAGGAGGGAAAACAUUUCUCAAGGGACUUUUUACUGAUUGGCUAUUUCCCAACACAUCAGUCCUAGGGAGAAUGGUAUUGAAGGCUGCUUCCCUGGGUGGCUACACUUUGCCUGUUCAGAAGACUUCAAAGUUGACUGCCAAAGCUUCUGGGUAGAUCCACCCCACCCUCCACACCCUUUCCUGAAAGAGAGUUGCAUCACAGAUUUUAUUUAUUAGCUUUCCUCCUAACCCCUCUCCAAGAGCAGUUGAGUUUGGUCUUUGUGACUUUCUCUCUGUCUUCCUUCAGCAGAAUCAUAUGGCAAGUUGCUUAGUCAACCCAGUGCUUCCAAAGGGAAGGGAAAGGCUUGCUCCUGCUCCGUGCCUGGGAAUAUGCCCAGAGAGGAGGGAACUCGGUGGGGGGAGGGGGUGCAGGUUUCUAGCAGGGGACUUUUAACUUGAACCGGUAAUAUUAGCAAACCUGCACGAAAAGCUUUUUACUUCCUGUUCUUUAAGGAUCCAGUUAUAAUUAGUCUUUAGGGACACUUGAAGAUGGAGGCAAAGGUACUAUAUCAGACACUAUAUAGUGUCUUAGAAGAAUGGAACAAUUAGGAGAAAUUGUUGCUAGGUAAGAGGCAGACAGAAAGUCACAAGGGAAGUACUGCACAUUAAAUGCAUGUGAGUAGCUGACAGGGUUCAAGAGGGUCACUGGGAGACCGUUGCCCCCCUCAUCCCUUUAGCUUUGCACUUGCCUGUUAGAGCCUUGCUGUCACUGAGUUGUGGAUCCUCCCAUUUGGAAGGGGAUAUUGGGGUAAGACAGCAAUGAGAUGGAUCUAGAACAAGUGUCAGGUUCCCUUAGACUCUGAAGUAGAUGAUGUGCACACAAUUAAAGUGGUUUAUGGGA
Molecule: messenger RNA, 1809 nt
Organism: Hyaena hyaena (striped hyena)
Lineage: Eukaryota; Metazoa; Chordata; Mammalia; Carnivora; Hyaenidae
Gene: SNX19
Product: sorting nexin 19
Exons: 3
Cellular component (GO): intracellular membrane-bounded organelle; early endosome membrane
Molecular function (GO): phosphatidylinositol binding
Source: RefSeq, a predicted model, not a curated record